UGCUCCAGCGAUUGCACCACGAACAGAAACCUAACUGGAAACAUUACUGUACUAUAAAAGCAGUCAAGUCCAACGUGUGCUAGGAUACACACAAGUUUCCCAUCUAAGGAGGAGGAGAAGCAGAUUAUAAAAAAACUACCGCAGAAAAAGUUCCAUUAGCGAAGACAAUGGUUUACAAAGUCUGCAAGGGCGGAGUGAGGUCUGGGAACACACUCCGUGGCCUCCACACUCUCAACUCUUACAGAUACGGACGCCAUGCCUGCCUCAUCGGCAGUUCCAGCAUGACAAGCCGUGACGUCACCAAAAUGGUGACAUCAAGCACCGAUGAUACCAUGGUUACGGAAACCGUCCAAAGUACUGACGUCAUUUUGUCUCUAAACAAGAAGCAGAGAUGGCAACUUCCAGCUACAAUGCGUCACAUGAUUCGCACUGGCUGCUUCGGCCGAGGUGCUAUGGUAUCUGUCCUGGAAAGACACAAGCUCAAGAGACGAGCAAACUGUGUCAGUUUUGUCAGCAACAAGGGCAAGAUCACCUCAGUGCAACCCACACAGAAGCGAUACUUCUCCUUCAACUUGGAUAAUAUUGACGAGGAACAAUCCAAUAGGCAAAAGAAGAGACAGUUGUCCAAAGCGAUGAGCACGAUGAGAAAGCCAAGGGAAAUUAAAGACAAACGUUCUCAUUGGAAAACAAUCCAGGUUUUCACAAAGACAGGAGACGACACAGAAAAUGAAGAUGCAAAAAAUAUAUUGUCUAGCAGUAAACCAGAAUACAGAAUGGAAAUAUUUUAUCCGUGUCCAAAGACUUGCUCAUUGGCCUUCAACCCCAAGUACACUGACGUCAUGAUCGAUGUCAACGAGGAGGGUAAGCAAGAGAUUAAAGCAGUGAAAAAUCCAGGCAGCAAAAAGCCCAGACGGCGUCACAGGAAAAGACUGACCACGUCUACAUGGGCCAAGAUGGGAACAGACGAAAUUGAAGAAGACAUUAACCAGAUGUGGGACGAGGUGUAUCGAGAAAACUGUUUUCCCCUCGUUAGCUCUGGGGUCACAGCGGAGGAGAAGGCAGAAACUGAUACCGACACGUUCAAAACACAGAAUUCAGAUGUUCGUUCUGAACGUAAUGGCAACAACAAUGAAAAUCUUUGGUCUUCCCUGAUUACCCAAGCUGAAAAAGCAAAAGAGCUCUGCACUCAGAGAAUUAGCAUUGCCCGGGAAAAUUCGGCCAGAAUAUCGACACAGACGUCGUUUGGCAAGGAAGACUUGAAAUCACACAUAAAGGUAUUACCAGACUCUAAUGAAUUCAGACUAACAGCAACGCAGAAGAAUCACAUCAAAGAACAACAGCCCGCAGAACAAACGGAAACGAAGAGAAUCCCUCAGUAUGUAGACUUGUCUUAUUUCAGAAUCAUCGCUUCUUCCAAAGAAAUGUGUCCCGAAGAGCUCAAGAAUAAGUUCGGACAUCUGUAUGCAGAGGCUGAAUGCCAACCACGCACAUUUGUAAUAAAUGUAAGUGACAAUGUAAAAAACAUUCUCUGUUCUUCUCCUUUCGAGAAUUUUGCUUUCACUUCCUAUCUCCUAUUUACCUACGAUGGUCCCUACGACGAUGGACUUGACAUAUACAAAGUGGCAUUUAACUCGUUUGUCUGCAGAAGCACAGAGCACAUGCAGAAAAACAUACCUUUCCGCACAUUCUGCAUUGAUGACCUUAUUAAUCAAAUAUUUGAAAUUCUCCUGGACCUGAAAAGUGAGCAUCUUUUAGAAUUUCAGAAAGCAAGAUACAGAAACGAAAGUGCAAAUAAUUAUUUAUUUCGAUUCGUCAACGACAAAUUUCAGGUGAAAGCGGAAAGCUUCUACCCCAGCCAAGAGAUCAGCAAACUUCGUUUUACAGAACUGGAGCAGAACACAGACUUAUUCUCCAUGACCUUGAGUCAGCUAGGGUCCUCUGGGGAAGACUACGACAUUUUCUGUCAGAUUUGUUACGAGAGUGUGACUCCAAGUCACGUGGACAGUCUCCCAGGUACUGCUUUGACCAAAUGCGGUCACGUCUUCUGCAACGAGUGUUGGAAAACUCACAUUCGAACCAGAAUGACAGAUGGAGCGGUCAAAAUCUUGUGUCCCGGAUAUGACUGUGAUGUCACUGUAGGUCCAGUGACUCUCCUUUCUCUCAUUCACUCUUCAGAAGUUGCUCAGCUGCUACAGCGACAGAAAGAGGAUGAAGUGGAGACAUCGGAGAACUCUAAGUGGUGCCCCAACCCGACGUGUGGCCGUGUUAUCAAGAUGGAGACCAAAGCCAUAACCCCCGACAUGACGUAUGACGUCUCAUGCGCUUGUGGAUUCAACGUCUGUUUUGUUUGCCUCGGUUCUGCUCACUGGCCUGCACAUUGUGAACAGGCUGACGAUUACACAGGCAGAUUGUACGACCUGUCGCUACCGAAAGAAGUGGAGGACGACCCGACGGAAUCCUUGCCCCUUAAGGCUGUUCAACCCAUGCCUAAACAAGUGCCUGAAAUUAUGCACGUAGAAGGAAGACUGUGCCCAAAAUGCAAUAGGUUCAUAGAAAAGAACGGCGGUUGUCCGCACAUGUCUUGUAAAUGUGGACAUCACUUUUGCUGGAAAUGUCUUGCUUCGAUUUCUGGCCACAGUGUUUGCAAGCCGGACUACUCUUACCUGUAUAAAAUGACCAGGACAGUGCUUGUGAGGCAUGUCGGAACCAGGGCUAUGGCUCAACCCUUGGAAGUCAAAGCAACAUCGGAGGAACCAAAGACGCCCCAUGCCGGCAUGGGCCGAGUGUCCAUGUACCAGCGAGCACUACAACAAAGGCUCGAGGGAAAUGUACACCUAUCAACUAAGGAAAUCAGAUCUCUGGCCUACAUGAUUGCUACUGCAGCCUCUAAAGACGAUGAAUUGAAGAAAGACCUUGCGACUAUUCCCGGCCUGGACCAGAACAGCAGCAUUGGUGACGCUGAAUCCGUCUCCUCCACCACCAAGCACGUGACAAGGUUUCUCCAAUCGUGUGAAGCCAGCAGACGCGCGCUACAUCAUGUGGCCGAGUUCACCUUCGUGUUGCUCCACGACGUUCCCCAGUCUGUGGACAAGCGCCGGGCUCUGGCCUUGGCCAACGACAUCUCUGGCUAUUGCAGCUUUCUCCGCUCCAUCCUGGAGGGCGGUGAGCACCAGCAGCCUCGGACACUGGUCAAGCGAUUGCUGGACAUUCAGACGUGGGCCAGGAGAGCUGUGGGUGCACUGUUGAAAACUGCCAACAAGCUCAAAGCCUCUUAAUAAACAAUAAGCGCUCACAAGCAGAUUUACUCACGUCUUUAUGACGCAUACACACACACAUACACACACACACACACACACACACACACAAACAAACAAACACACA
Messenger RNA from Aplysia californica (California sea hare), 3381 nucleotides. RefSeq lists its product as uncharacterized. Gene Ontology annotation, molecular function: ubiquitin conjugating enzyme binding; ubiquitin protein ligase activity; zinc ion binding. Bases 168 to 3275 code for a protein of 1035 amino acids. The record is from RefSeq and is a predicted model, not a curated record. Gene Ontology annotation, biological process: regulation of apoptotic process; protein polyubiquitination; regulation of mitochondrion organization. NCBI's taxonomy places the organism in Eukaryota, Metazoa, Mollusca, Gastropoda, Aplysiida, Aplysiidae. Gene Ontology annotation, cellular component: cytosol; ubiquitin ligase complex; Golgi apparatus. The transcript is spliced from 3 exons.